AUGCGAUGCAACGUCAGGACGACAUUUACCUCGCACACAGAAUGUACAGCUUGUGCAGCAGCUCCCCGAGCGUUUUGUCCGAGAGGCUGGCUAAAGGCCACGCAGGGAUUAGGUGUGAGGAACUGCAGAUACACUGUCAAGUUAGGAGAAAACACGCUUUCCCUGCCGGGGUGCCAUCACAUCUGCAAGAAGGAAAUUGAGGAGAAAAAGUGCUGCCCAGGAUUCUGGGGUACAGAGUGCUAUGAGUGCCCAGGUGGCUCUGAAAAUCCCUGCAAUGGCCAUGGGAUGUGCUUGGAUGGUAUAGAGCGAAAUGGGACCUGCGUCUGCAAGGAACAGUACAGUGGUUUUGCCUGCCAGAAUUGUCGAGAUGAAAAUCGUUUUGGCCCAGACUGUCAGUCAGUAUGUGACUGUGUGCAUGGGGAGUGUAACAGCGGUGUCACUGGAAAUGGAAGCUGCACAUGCUAUGGAGGCUACACUGGGCCCAGAUGUGACCAAGAACUUCCCCUCUGCAAAAGCGUGAUGUGUGAGGCUGGCAGCCAGUGUGUGGUGAAGGACAAGGCAGCGACGUGUGACUGCAAGCCGGGCUACAGAAGAAGUGGGACCACUUGCCAAGCUGAGGAUCCCUGUGCUUCUUCACCGUGUUCCCCCUCAGCUGUGUGUAAGGUUCUUAGGCCGGGAAAGUAUGAAUGUACCUGCAAAGCAGGGUUUCAAGGAGAUGGGAAGAUAUGCCAGCCCAUAAACCCCUGUGUUGACAACAACGGAGGCUGCCCAGAAAACUCCACAUUCUGCCUUUACAAACGCCCAGGAGAGGCAUCUUGUGUUUGCAAGCCCGGUAUGAGCAGGAAAACUCCCUCCUCGAGCUGUUCUCCGUUCCCCAAUGACUGCCGGCAGUACUUCUGCGACGUGACUUCCACCUGUGCAAUAAAUUCCCAUGGGAAUCCUAGCUGUGUCUGUAAGGAAGGGGAGAUUGGAGAUGGAAGAAGUUGCUAUAAAGACCUCAUGAGUGAAAUAAAUCAACAGAAUUCACGUGGAAGAUUUUUCAGGAAAUUAAAUGUCGCCAAGAAGAUGUUUGCUUCUGGUUGUUCGGUGCCACUGACAAAAUAUGGUCCUUUCACAGUCUUUGUACCAUCCCUUCUUCCAAUUUAUGAUAAAAUGGAGUUUAAUGACAGCAUUGCAGAGCAGUUAUGCAGAAUACACAUUGUUCCUGGCAUCCAUUUGGUAGAAGACCUGGUAAAAACCAAGACUCUGUGGACCUUGUCCGGACACCAGCUGGCAUUCAAUAGCCAGAUAUACAGCAAAUCAUUUCGAUAUCAAGACCUGCCAGGGGAACUGUACAACAUCUUGCAGUCGAACAUACCAGCAGCCAAUGGCAUUAUACAUAUCAUUAACACUGUAAGGAAAAAGCCCAACGUUGACAACCCUGGAAACCCCCAGAAAACCAUUGGUGAGAUCCUUGCUUCAAUGGAGAUCUUCAGUCGAUUUGAAACUAUACUGGAGAACUGUGGCCUACCCGCAAUCCUGGAUGGACCAGGCCCUUUUACUGUAUUUGUACCCAGCAAUGACGGUGUGGAUAAGCUGAGAGAUGGAAGACUCAUUUAUUUGUUCACAGAGGGCAUAAAUAAACUUCAGGAACUUGUGAAGCAUCAUAUCUACACGUCAGCAGCGGUGACUGUAGAGAAGCUGCUAAUGAUGCCACACAUUGUUACUAUGGCUAACCAGGUACUAACCAUCAACAUCAGCGCAGAUGGAAGAAUUCUGAUGGAUGAAUCGGGGAUCCCCAUAAACAUGAGAAACAUCGUGGCGUCAAAUGGGAUCAUUCAUACCUUGGAUGGCAUCUUCAUCCCUCCUUCAAUUGUGCCCAUUUUGCCUCACAGAUGCAAUGAAGUACAGCAUAAAAUUGUGAGAGGCUCUUGUGUGGAUUGUGAGGCCCUUAACAACAGUGUUUGCCCACCUGGCAGCAGAGAAAUGGAAGCAACACUCUCCCCCAAGGAAUGUGUCUAUGUCCACGAUCCACAAGGCCUGAAUGUCCUGAAGAGGGGCUGCGCCAGGUACUGCAAUCAGACUGUCACGAAACUUGGAUGCUGCAAAGGAUUCUUUGGUCCAGACUGCAUGCCCUGCCCAGGGGGAUUUACCAGCCCUUGCUAUGGACGGGGAAAUUGCAGUGAUGGCAUACAAGGGAAUGGCAACUGCCAGUGCUUCAGUGGCUUCAAAGGAAUAGCCUGCCACAUCUGUUCAAACCCCAACAAGCAUGGCGAGAACUGCAAUGAAGAUUGUGGCUGUGUCCAUGGUGUCUGUGACAACAGGCCCGGCAGUGGGGGUGUAUGUCAGUCCUGGUCCUGUAAGGAGGGCUAUACAGGGAAAUUCUGUGACAAGACAUCUAAGAACUGCGGCCCAAGCGGGCUGUCCCAGUACUGCCACCAGAACGCUGUCUGCAGCCUCAAUGACACAGCAAGAUGCAUCUGCAUGGAUGGAUAUGAAGGGGAUGGGUUUUCCUGCCAGCCCAUUGACCUGUGCAGUCAACCGGAGCGAGGAGGCUGCUCACAGAACGCUCUGUGCACCAGUACAGGCCCCGGCACCGCCACCUGCCAGUGCAACAAGGGCUGGACCGGGGACGGGAAGGCCUGCGUGGCUAUAGACAACUGCAUGCUGGAGAGCAGAGGCAACUGUCACAUCAACGCCGACUGUGUCAAUAUUGGCCCUGGCCAGAGCAAGUGUGUGUGCAAGAGGGGCUAUGCUGGUGAUGGCUACAACUGCGACGCGAUCAACCCCUGCCUCCUGGACAACGGCGGCUGCCAUGACUUGGCUGUGUGCGAACCCCUUGGAGGAGGGGAGAGGUCCUGCGUUUGCCCUCCGGGCUACCUGGGGGAUGGCAUGACGUGCUAUGGGGACAUUCUCAAAGAGCUGGCCAGGAGUUCCAGCUUCGCGGGCUUCUAUGACUGGAUUAAGAAAUCUCUCUUCAGCAUCCCAGCAGGAACCAAUGUCACUGUCCUGGUGCCGUCAGAAGCAGCUAUCAAAAACUUGAGCAAGACUGAGAAAGACACCUGGUUGACCCCUUAUAUGCUCUCCUUUUUAGUCAGGGCCCACUUUCUUGAAGGUGUCUUCACUGGUGAAGAGCUCAGAAAGUGCAAGAGACCAGAAUUACCAACCCUCAGCCCACAGAUCAGAUGGCAGAUAAACAACAAGAGUGAUGCAUUUACCAUUCAGAAUGCAAGUAUAGUGGUCAGCGACAUCCCUGCCAGCAAUGGCAUUAUUCACAUCCUCAGUAAGGUUUUGCUGCCUCCUCUAGGAGAUAUCCCACCGAGUCCCCCAGAUCUGCAGAAGCAGCUUGACACGGUCACCUCGUUCAGCACAUUCAAAGAGUUGUUGCAGGAAUAUGAGCUCAUUGGAAAAAUUGAAUCUGCUGAAAAAUACACAGUAUUUGUUCCUGGAAAUAAUUCCAUUAAGGAGUACUGCCAUGCUGCCAAUGUGACACAGUUGGACAUCGAGACAGUGCAGUACCAUGUUGUACUGGGAGAGAAGCUCUUCCCUAUGGAUUUGAGAAGUGGAAUCCAUAAGAACACCAUGUUAGGGUUCUCCUACUGGCUAAUGUUUUACCAAAACAGCACCCAGAAGUUCGUCAAUAAUAUUCCUUUGGAUGGAAAAUUUUUUGAGACGAAGAAUGGCAUGUUAAUUGGGGUUUCACAGGUCCUCCAGAUACAGAAGAAUCGUUGCACUGCCAAUACCACCACCAUACAAAAGUCAAGAUGUAACAAGUGCGAGAAGGGGAUCAAGUGUCCUUCUGGAUCAGUCCUUGUGGAAUUUCCAGGAAGCAAGAACCUGCCUCGCUGUGAACUACGCUCCGGGCUUACAACAACACUUGGCUGCUACUUCACCUGUGCAAAAGUUUCUCUGAGGUCUGUCUGCUGUCCGGGCUACUAUGGACAUAUGUGCGAGAUGUGCCCAGGGAAGCCAGGCCAGUGGUGCUCCGGGAACGGGGAAUGCCAGGACGGCAUCGAGGGCAGCGGAGAGUGCCGGUGCCUGGAGGGUUUCCACGGUACUGCCUGCGAAAUGUGUGAAGUGGGACGAUACGGAGCGGACUGCAAAGCAGAAUGUGCCUGUGACAAUGGUAUAUGCAACGACGGCCUGCAAGGGGAUGGGAGCUGCGAGUGUUUCCCAGGCUGGACGGGCCCUACCUGCCGAGAACUAAUUGAGAUUGACUUAUGCAAUAACACUUGUCAUCAGAUGGCCAACUGCCUGAAUGGCUCAGCAGACUCCCCACCGACUUGCUCCUGCUCUGCUGGAUACACGGGCAAUGGGACCCAUUGCACAGAAAUAGAUCCGUGCACUAUUGAUCAUGGUGGCUGCUCCAUACAUGCUGUGUGUACUAAAGUGUCCCCAGGAGAGCGAACCUGUGUUUGUAAGGAAGGCUACGCUGGAGAUGGGACACUCUGCAUGGAGAUUGAUCCCUGUCUCGAAAGCAACGGGGGGUGUCACACCAACGCCGAGUGCAUUAAAACAGGCCUGAAGAAGGUUGCCUGCAACUGUCUUCCUGGUUACAGUGGGGACGGGGUGAGCCAGUGCAACCCCAUCAACUUGUGUGAACAGAACAACGGGGGCUGCAGUCCCUUCGGGCUCUGCAAGUACACAGGACCUGGCACUCGGAAUUGCUCCUGCCCUUGGCACAGCGUCGGAGACGGCUUCACCUGCCGCGGCAAAGUGUACCAGGAGCUCGCAAGGAUUGAAGGCUCCUCCACGUUCUUUAAGAUGAUACUGGAGGAAAAGAUGAAGGAGCUCAGUGGGGCAGGGCCUUUCACUGUCUUUGUCCCAAGGAUGGAUCUCAUAGGAAACACCACAGCAUUCAAGGAGUGGAAGAGCAGAGGCCUCCUCAAGGAGCUGCUUCGCUACCACAUGGUGGGUUGCCAGAAAUUGAUGUCCAGCGAUCUGGAAACCCAGGAGUCCCUUACAUCUUUAUCAGGCCAUAAAAUAAGGAUUACGUCAAAAGAGAAUAGCAUCCAUCUCAAUGAGGAAGCUACACUUGUUUCUGGUGACAUCGUUGGCGUGAAUGGGGUGAUUCACUUCAUCAACAAGAUCCUCAUCCCAAGCGACCUGGUGGAACAUAACGUUUCCUCAAAGAUUUCACAACAAAAUAUCAUGGAGGUGGCAGAGGCCUUUGGGUACACCAUUUACAGCAAGCUGCUAAAGGAUGCGGAGCUGCUGCCCCUGAUUAAUGACUCGCUGCAUAGACCCUUCACCAUGCUGUGGCCCACAGACGCUGCUUUUAACGCCCUCCCAGAGCAAAGGCAGCGGUGGCUCUACCGCAGAGAGCAUCGGGAUGUGCUGGCCUCCUACCUCAAAGCGCACAUGAUCAGGAACACAAAGAUUGUUGCUGGUAACGUGCCCCAGGUCGGCUCUGUACGGACCAUGCACGGCUCUGCUGUCUCAUUCAGCUGCAGUGAAACCCAGAUUGGGGAGCUUCUGGUGGGGAAUGGCGAUGCCAUCAUCAUCCAGAGGCACAUGGAGUUCGAUGGGGGCAUUGCUUAUGGCAUCAAUAGGCUGUUGGAACCACCAGAUCUGGGGUCUCGGUGUGAUCAGCUCAUCUCUAUCAAGCUGCAUGAAUCUCCAAGGAGCUGUGGAAUCUGCGGCUUCGAGCCACCCUGCCCUGCUGGUUCAGUUCAACAGGGGGAAACCAAGAGCUGCCUCUAUAAUGGAAACCAGCUCAGAAACACUUUUCUGCUUCAACUCAACUCUCUGGUGCGGCCGUCCUGGCAGCACUCCCCGUGGGAGCCCUUCAGAAGGCCCUUCUUUUCCAGGGAGCCUCUGAGACGAGGCUGCAGGAAGAGCUGUGUAGCCAUGCAGUGGGUCCCUCAGUGCUGUGCGAACCACUAUGGCCCUGACUGUCGGGCGUGCCCAGGAGGGCUGGAGGCACCAUGCAACAACCGUGGCACCUGCGAUGACAAAAUUCGUGGCUCGGGAAGAUGCAACUGCAGCCAGGCUUUCAUUGGGACCAGCUGCGAGCUGUGCGCUCCGGGCAGAUAUGGGCCAGACUGCAGAGAAUGUAACUGCACUGAAAACGGCGUGUGCAAUGGAGGCCUCCAUGGGGACGGCUUCUGCUUCUGCGCCGAGGGCUGGACUGGAGAGCGCUGCGAAAUCAGGCUAGUCACAGCGCCCGUCUGCUCGCCACCGUGCCAUCGCCAGGCCACCUGCCGCGCCGGCAACCUGUGUGAAUGCAACCCACACUACGAGGGCGAUGGGAGAACGUGCUCAGUGAUCGACAUGUGCAGCACUGACAAUGGCGGCUGUGCCGCGCACGCGCGCUGCACACAGGUCGGCGUUAACGUGUCCUGUGCCUGUGCGCCUGGCUACCAAGGCGACGGCUACGUCUGCGAGCCCAUAGACAGGUGCACGGAUGGCAGGAACGGGGACUGCAGCGAGCACGCCACAUGCAUCAGCACCGGGCCAAAUGAGCGGCGCUGUGAGUGCAAACAGGGCUAUGUCGGCGACGGGAUCCAGUGCUUGGAAGAGGCUGUGCCCCCCACGGACCGGUGCCUGGAAGAGAACGGGCAAUGCCAUCGGGAGGCCAUUUGCACUGACCUGCACUUCCACGAUAAAACUGUGGGCGUAUUUCACCUGCAGUCAGCCUGGAAAAAGUACGCCUUCACUUACGAGCAGGCGCAGAAGGCCUGCGCGGCGGAGGGGGCUUCCCUGGCCACUUUCCAGCAGCUCUCGGCAGCACAGCAGAUGGGUUUCCAUCUGUGCUUGGUGGGGUGGCUGGACAACGGCACAGCUGGAUACCCUACAGCCUACCCCAACCCCAGCUGUGGAGCCAAUCGAGUGGGAAUUGUGGACUACGGCUCCCGGAGCAACCUGAGCGAGACCUGGGAUGCAUUCUGCUACCGGGAGAAAGAUGUGGUUUGCAGCUGCCGUGACGGGUUCGUGGGAGAUGGGUACUGGUGCCGCGGCAGGCUCAUGGAUGUGCUCGCAGAGCACGAGCGCUUCUCCACCUUCUAUUCCAUGCUGCUUGAUUUUGCCAAUGACACAGAACAAGGACUGGACUUUUUCAUGUAUUUGUCUGAUGACUCUGCGCCCAAAACUCUCUUUGUCCCUUUGAAUUCCGGCUUCGCAGACAACGAGACACUGACAGGAGAAGAACUGAAGCUCCAUGUCUCAUCCAGCAACAUCAUGCUGUUCAGCUUCAACCUUACAACAGGCACCACCAUCCCUUCCCAGUCAGGAUACAGCCUCCACAUCUCAGACCUCCACAGGGAGAAUAACACAGAACACACAGAAAGCAAGGGGAUCAACGACACGCUGAUUGUGGAGUGGGACAUCAUAGCGUUCAACGGUAUCAUUCAUGCAAUUGCAGAACCACUGAGGAUCCCAGCGCCCGUGGUGCAUCUGGGGCAGGUGAACAGCGUGGCGCAGUCCUCGAGCUCCGUGGCCGCUGGCACGCUCUCCGCACUGAGCUUUGCGCUGGCCCUGGCUGCGGGCGCUGGCGUCGCCUAUUACUGCAUCAGAAGGCGGCGCCACGAUGAGCAGUUUGGGUAUUUCCAGGUGGACUGGCCCCACCCCCUGGUCAUCCAGCCAAUCCCAUGCCUUCUUUGCAGGCCGACCUUCGUGAGGAAGAGGAGCCGCAGCAGGAGAGGGGGCGGCACCCCACCAGGCCCCGCCCCUCACGGCCACUGGUUGCCAUCCCCAACCCGCUCCGCGUGCCCCGAGCCCCACGCGCUCACCAUGCUCAUGCACGUGAGCCCCAUGCCCGCGCAUACCCCGCUCGUGCAUCCGGACUCGCUCCUCACGGACGACCCGAGCGACGGCUUCCCGCACUGCGGCGGCCCCUGCCCGCACUGA
Tinamus guttatus (white-throated tinamou) is the source of this 7827-nucleotide messenger RNA. The record is from RefSeq and is a predicted model, not a curated record. Lineage: Eukaryota; Metazoa; Chordata; Aves; Tinamiformes; Tinamidae.